AGCCGCGAGAUGCGCCUUACUCACAUCUGCUGCUGCUGCCUCCUUUACCAGCUGGGGGUCUUGUCGAAUGGGAUCGUUUCAGGGCUGCAGUUCACCCCCGACCGCGAGGAGUGGGAAGUCGUGUUUCCUGCACUCUGGCGCCGGGAGCCGGUGGAUGCGGCGGGCGGCAGCGGGGGCAGCGCGGACCCGGGCUGGGUGCGCGGCGCUGGGGGCGGCGGAGGCGCCCGAACUCAGGCGGCCGGCAGCUCCCGCGAGGUGCGCUCGGUGGCCCCGGCGCCGCCGGGCGAGCCCGCCGAGGGCCAUUCCGCACCCCGGCCCCGACCUCGGCCGCCGUCGCCGCCAGCGGGCGAGGAGGACGAGGAGUUCGAAUCGCAGGAGCUGCCGCGGGGAUCCGGCGGGGCUGCCGCCCUGUCCCCGGGCGCCCCGGCCUCGUGGCAGCCGCCGCCCCCACAGCCACCCCCGUCUCCUCCCCCGGCCCAGGAAGCCGAGUCGGACGGUGACGAGGUACUGCUGCGGAUCCCGGCCUUCUCCCGGGACCUGUACCUGCUGCUCCGGAGAGAUGGCCGCUUCCUGGCGCCGCGCUUCGCGGUGGAGCAGCGGCCGAGUCCGGGCCCCGUCCCGACGCUGGCAGCAGCGGCCCGGCGCCCUCCGGCGCCGCCCGACGCCUCCUGCUUCUACACCGGGGCGGUGCUGCAGCACCCUGGCUCGCUGGCCUCUUUCAGCACCUGUGGAGGUGGCCUGAUGGGAUUUAUACAGCUCAAUGAGGACUUCAUAUUUAUUGAACCACUCAAUGAUACAAUGGCCAUAACGGGUCACCCACACCGUGUAUAUAGGCAGAAAAGGUCCAUGGAGGAAAAAGUCACAGAGAAGUCAGCUCCUCACAGUCAUUACUGUGGUAUCAUUUCAGACAAAGGAAGACCUAGAUCUAAAAAAAUAACAGAAAGUGGAAGAGGGAAACGAUAUUCAUACAAAUUACCUCAAGAAUACAACAUAGAGACUGUAGUGGUUGCAGACCCAGCAAUGGUUUCCUAUCAUGGAGCAGAUGCAGCCAGGAGAUUCAUUCUAACCAUCUUAAAUAUGGGAACACAUUUGCCCACACUUCAGUCAUUUCUUACCAUGUUCAGCUACCUCCAGAACAUUCCACCAGCAGUCUGUUACAGGCUUUCUAGGAAAGAUUUCUGUGUUCACAAAGAUGAACCAUGCGAUACAGUUGGUAUAGCUUAUUUGAGUGGAAUGUGUAGUGAAAAGAGAAAAUGUAUUAUUGCUGAAGACAAUGGCUUGAAUCUUGCAUUUACAAUUGCUCAUGAAAUGGGUCACAACAUGGGCAUUAAUCAUGACAAUGACCACCCAUCAUGUGCUGAUGGUCUUCAUAUCAUGUCUGGUGAAUGGAUUAAAGGACAAAAUCUUGGUGAUGUGUCAUGGUCCCGAUGUAGCAAGGAAGAUUUGGAAAGAUUUCUAAGGUCAAAGGCCAGUAGCUGCUUGCUACAGACAAAUCCCCAGAGUGUCAAUUCCGUGAUGGUUCCCUCCAAGUUGCCAGGGAUGACCUACACUGCUGAUGAGCAAUGUCAGAUUCUCUUUGGGCCAUUGGCUUCCUUUUGUCAAGAGAUGCAGCAUCUUAUUUGCACAGGGUUGUGGUGCAAGGUAGAGGGUGAGAAAGAAUGCAGAACCAAGCUCGAUCCACCCAUGGAUGGAACGGACUGUGACGCUGGUAAGUGGUGUAAGGCUGGAGAAUGUACCACCAGGACCUCAGCACCUGGACAUGUGGCCGGAGAGUGGAGCAUGUGGAGUCCCUGUAGCCGAACCUGCAGUUCUGGGAUCAGCAGUCGAGAGCGCAAAUGUCCUGGGCUAGGUUCUGAAGCAAGGGAUUGUAAUGGUCCCAGAAAACAAUACAGAAUAUGUGAGAAUCCACCUUGUCCUGCAGGUUUGCCUGGAUUCAGAGACUGGCAAUGUCAGGCCUAUAGUGUUAGAACUUCAUACCCAAAGCAUGGUCUUCAGUGGCAAGCUGUCAUGGAUGAAGGUAUGAGUAACCAGGAAAAACCAUGUGCCUUGUUUUGCUCUCCUGUUGGGAAAGAACAGCCUAUCCUUCUAUCAGAAAUAAUGGAUGGAACUUCAUGUGGAUAUCAGGGAAUAGAUGUCUGUGCAAAUGGCAGAUGUCAGAAGGUUGGCUGUGAUGGUUUUUUAGGGUCCCUUGCAAGGGAAGAUCACUGUGGUGUAUGCAAUGGCAAUGGAAAAUCAUGCAAAAUUAUUAAAGGAGAUUUUAAUCACACCAGAGGAGCAGGUUAUGUAGAAGUGCUGGUGAUACCUGCUGGAGCAAGAAGAAUCAACGUUGUGGAGGAAAAGCCGGCACAUAGCUAUUUAGCUCUACGCGACACUGGAAAGCAGUCUAUUAAUAGUGACUGGAAGAUUGAACACUCGGGAGCAUUCAACUUAGCGGGCACUACUGUUCAUUAUGUAAGACGAGGCCUCUGGGAGAAGAUCUCCGCCAAAGGUCCUACCACAUCACCUUUACACCUCCUGGUGCUGCUAUUUCAAGACCAAAAUUAUGGUCUUCACUAUGAAUAUACUAUCCCGUCGGACCCUCUUCCAGAGAAUCAGAGCUCAAAAGCACCCGAACCCCUUUUCAUGUGGACGCACACAGGCUGGGAAGAUUGUGAUGCCACGUGUGGAGGAGGAGAAAGGAAGACAACAGUGUCUUGCACAAAAAUCAUGAACAAAAACAUCAGCAUUGUGGACAACAAGAAAUGCAAAUACCUAACCAAGCCUGAGCCACAGAUUCGCAAGUGUAAUGAGCAACCAUGCCAAACAAGAUGGAUGAUGACGGAAUGGACCCCCUGUUCACGAACUUGUGGAAAAGGGAUGCAGAGCAGACAGGUGGCCUGUACCCAACAGUUGAGCAAUGGGACUCUGAUCAGAGCCCGGGAGAGGGACUGCUCCGGGCCUAAGCCUGCCUCCGCCCAGCGCUGUGAGGGUCAGGACUGCAUGACCGUAUGGGAGGCAGGAGUGUGGUCUGAGUGUUCGGUCAAGUGUGGCAAAGGCGUACGUCACCGGACCGUGAGGUGUACGAACCCUAGGAAGAAAUGUGUCCUCUCCACCAGACCCAGGGAGGCUGAAGAUUGUGAGGAUUACUCAAAAUGCUAUGUGUGGCGAAUGGGUGACUGGUCUAAGUGCUCAAUUACCUGUGGCAAAGGAAUGCAGUCCCGUGUUAUUCAGUGCAUGCAUAAGAUCACAGGAAGACAUGGAAAUGAAUGUUUUUCUUCAGAGAAACCUGCAGCAUACAGGCCAUGCCACCUUCAGCCUUGCAAUGAGAAGAUUAAUGUAAAUACCAUAACGUCACCCCGGCUGGCUGCGCUGACUUUCAAAUGCCUGGGAGACCAGUGGCCUGUGUACUGCCGAGUGAUACGUGAGAAGAACCUAUGUCAGGACAUGCGCUGGUAUCAGCGCUGCUGUGAGACGUGCAGGGACUUCUAUGCCCAAAAACUGCAGCAGAAGAGUUGA
Messenger RNA from Lynx canadensis (Canada lynx), 3495 nucleotides. It is a transcript of the gene ADAMTS19, whose product is annotated as ADAM metallopeptidase with thrombospondin type 1 motif 19. The record is from RefSeq and is a predicted model, not a curated record. Gene Ontology annotation, molecular function: metalloendopeptidase activity. Gene Ontology annotation, biological process: proteolysis; extracellular matrix organization. Gene Ontology annotation, cellular component: extracellular matrix. Lineage: Eukaryota; Metazoa; Chordata; Mammalia; Carnivora; Felidae.